Rhizoctonia solani is the source of this 2820-nucleotide messenger RNA. RefSeq names its product DNA-directed RNA polymerase II subunit RPB3. Bases 1 to 2820 code for a protein of 939 amino acids. Lineage: Eukaryota; Fungi; Basidiomycota; Agaricomycetes; Cantharellales; Ceratobasidiaceae. Gene Ontology annotation, biological process: DNA-templated transcription. Gene Ontology annotation, molecular function: protein dimerization activity; DNA binding. The transcript has 16 exons. Gene Ontology annotation, cellular component: RNA polymerase III complex; RNA polymerase I complex. The record is from RefSeq and is a predicted model, not a curated record.
AUGACGACAGAAUCUCUUCCCAAUUUCGGUGUUGAAUUGACCGCUUCGAGCCGCAAGAGAAAGCCGUCGCCUCCCAGCCUCAGCAGUCCGCCUUCGCCUUCUGCACCUUCAGCUCCUCUCAAGAGCCCACCCGGUGAUACACCAUCCAAAACUGAUAAAAGAAAGAAUAAAAAAUUGAAAAAGGCAGAGACAAAGGCACAGAACGACAAGCCACCUUCGUUAUCGUUUGCUGGUGGAGAGCUUCGGAAGCGCAAGGGCCCGAUAUCAGUCGAGGAAGUUCGGGAUGUUUUUCUGCACCUUUUUGGAGAUGGUGCACCUACUAAAUUUCUUGUGAUAGAGAAUCCUCGCAGUAUCCUUCGAGCUGUACUCCUAUUGGUGCCUGGUAUCAGUCCAGAAGCUGUUGGUGCAGUCGAUCCCCCCUAUGGCUCCGCCUACCCCAUAGCUAUCGGCGCCACUGGGGCCUCUAAAAUCCCAUCGAUCAAUAGCUGUUAUUCACAUGCCUGCCCAACACGAGCUACCGGAGAGCUUACCAAAAUGCAUUCGGUCUUGACCACUUUGCUUCAGUCACCUAUAUCUUCCGAGCAGAAACGUAAGCGUCUUUUGGAACGCCAGCAACAAAAAUUCAGUAACGACGAUCCUAGCAUGUAUCUACUGGAUACCCCAGGCAUGUUGGAUAAUGGCUAUCCUGUACCGUCGUAUUUGGGCGAAGGUCUUAGCGCAAAUCCAGAAUCUGUCCGCGCAACGAGUUCAUGGCCUGUAGCUGCGCCCACGCCUCAGACGAGAGAGAAUGGUUGGGUCGAGACCCCCCAAACGACUAGAGAUGGGGCACUGAAAGCAGUCGCAAUAGAUUGCGAGAUGUGCGAAACAGAGGACGGAAAGGUGCUUGCCCGCGUCUGUGCGGUGGAUUUUUACUCGGAUAAAGUAGUUUACGAUCAGUUGGUCUUGCCGGACAAACCCGUCAUCGACUAUCUAACCCAGUUUUCUGGUAUCACAGCGGAACAACUCGCGUCUGUAACCCAUAAGCUUCCAGAUGCUCAAGCGGGAUUAUUGGAGCUGAUAGACAAGGACACGAUUAUUAUCGGGCAUUCGCUUGAAAACGAUCUACGUGCUUUGAAACUCGCCCAUCCGAGAUGUAUCGAUACAUCAAUCAUUUACAAGCACCCGCGUGGAGCUCCGUAUAAACCCGGUCUGAAAUGGUUGGCACAAAAAUGGUUGAAUCUAGAUAUACAGAUGAAGCAGGGUGGUCAUGAUCCUGAAGAGGACGCCCGUGCGUGUCUUGCCUUACUUGCGAAGAAAUUAAAAGAGGGACCUGAUUUUGGCGUGUUUAAACAAGAUGUCGAAUCCAUAUUUGAGCGGCUAUCUAAAUCGAACGGUCGGCAUGGAAAGGGAUCCACUUCAGCCGUAAUCGACCAUGGGAACCCACGGGCAUGGCAUGGAGCAAAAGCGACUUCUGCUGUAUCUUGUCAAACUGAUGAUCAGGUGGUGACCGGAGUUAUCGAUGCGGCUCGGAAUCAUGACUUUGUUUUCGGGCGGUUACUGGAGCUUUCACAAGCCCUUGGGUGGACAACCCCUCGCACCCAGCCGAACGCAAGUGCAAGUCCUGCUCCAACGCCAACGCCUACCGAGCCAGACCCAUCGACUCUUGAAUCGGCCUAUGCAGAUCUAAACUCCCGAAUCACCACAAUCCAUAAAUCUCUUCCUGCGGGAACAGUCUUGUGCAUCAUGUCAGGCAACGGGGAUCCUCGCCAAAUGUCUGCCCUCAAUAUGAAAAAGUCGCGCUGGGACGGGAUGAUGAGGGAGGGUAAGCGGCCAGAGGAUAUUCCCCAGGCCGAGUGGUGGACCAUGGAACAAGGCCGGCUUUUGGAGGAUGCGACCGAACGGGCAAAACGGGGUUUGGCGUUCUUCUGUCUAAGACUACAUGUGGAAGUGCGAGGGGCAGACGACGAAGCUGUAGAUUUUGACCUUGUUGGAGUGGACGCCUCGAUAGCCAACGCAUUCAGAAGGAUAUUAAUAGCCGAGGUGCCAACUGUUGCAAUCGAGAAUGUAUAUAUUUGGAACAACACCUCGGUCAUUCAAGAUGAAGUCCUGGCACAUAGACUGGGAUUAGUGCCUAUUCGUGCAGAUCCUGCGUUGUUAGAUUUUCCUGACAGUGCUGUGGGACCAACAGAUCGAAAUACACUUGUCUUCAAGUUGAGUGUCACCUGUUCGCGGAACCCAGGUGUACCAAAGGACGAGACCGAUCCGGCUGUUUUAUACAAGAAUGCCAACGUGCUAUCGGGUCAUAUGGAAUGGAAUGGCGUUGGUGAACAAGUCAAUGAUUUCGGGAAUAAUCCGCCUCGACCACAUAAUCCCAAGAUUCUUCUUGCCAAGCUCCGACCUGGUCAGGAACUUGAAAUGGAACUGCACUGUGUGAAAGGUGUUGGCCAGGACCAUGCGAAAUUCUCGCCAGUUGCCACUGCUUCAUACCGCCUUAUGCCCCACGUCAUUUUCCGACAACCCAUUCCUCCUCACUUGUGCGACAAAUUUGUCUCGUGUUUCCCUUCUGGCGUAUUUGCUGUGGAGCAAGGUGCCAAUGGCCAAAAGAAAGUUGUUGCAAAGGAUAUGAGGAAGGAUACGGUCUCGAGAGAGGUCUUGAGGCAUAAAGAGUUCGAAGGGAUGAUUGAGUUGACAAGAAUACGGGAUUUCUUCAUGUUCCGAAUUGAAUCUUCAGGAAGCAUACCAGCACCCAACCUGAUGCCAAUGGCUGUUGAUGUGAUGAGACAGAAGAUAUCAAAAUUAAAGGCUGCGGCUGAAAAUCUUUAUGUUAACCGUGAUGCAUAG